Molecule: messenger RNA, 207 nt
Organism: Paramecium tetraurelia
Lineage: Eukaryota; Ciliophora; Oligohymenophorea; Peniculida; Parameciidae
Exons: 2
Source: RefSeq, a predicted model, not a curated record
AUGCCAGGCAACAUCAGAUUGUAGCAUCCAACUCUAGUAUUUUUGGAACGCUUAACACCCCUAUCCAUUCCAACUUAGUUAACUGAGGAGAUUGAAGAGCAUGUGUAGAAUCUAGAAUAAGGACUGGCUAAGAGUAUAGAUGACAGCAAACACUAUUUGAGACUGGAACAAAUGAGACUGAAUUCAAGCCUAAUUCUUUGUUUUUGA